AUGGAUAACAGACGUUUGCCAGAGGAAUUGCAAAAAGAAAUUGUAUACUUGGACGAGAGUUACAUUCAUCAGUCCUAUAAAUUAAAAAAAUGCUGGCAAUCCAUUAAUGUCACGGGUGUUAGAGAAAAAGUAUCCAAGGGCAAAAGAUACAUUAUUGUUCAUGCUGGUAGCAGCAAAGGCUUUGUCCCAAAUGCACUGUUAAUAUUUAGUGAGAAAAAUAAAAAUGAAGAUUAUCACUCGGAGAUGAACAACAGAAAUUUUAAAAAGUGGGUGGAAAAGAAGUUAAUCCCCAAUUUACCGAACUCAUCGAUAGUGGUAAUGGAUAAUGCUCCAUACCACUCUGUGGCUAUUAACAAAGCACCCACGUCCACCACAAAGUUGGCGGAUAUAAAAUCAUGGUUGAACGGUAAUGGAAUCAGUUUCGAUAGCACAUUGAAAAAACCUCAAUUGCUUAUGCUUGUCAAGCGCCACAAGCCAGAACCCAAAUACGAGAUCGAUGAGCUUUUAGGUUCACAUGGGCACACAGUGGUUAGACUACCCCCUUACCAUUGCGACUUGAACCCUACCGAACUGAUUUGGGAUAUCGAUGACAGCAGCAGUGAAUCAUCAGAUGUUAACAGUACAAUCAAUGUGCAAGAUGACAGCAGCGUUGAACCAUCUGAUGUAGAGUUUUCAGAUGUUGAAUUUUUAGACGAAGAAUUUUUAAAUUAG
This is a messenger RNA of Hyposmocoma kahamanoa, 711 nucleotides long. RefSeq lists its product as uncharacterized. Gene Ontology annotation, molecular function: nucleic acid binding. The coding region runs from base 1 to 711 and encodes 236 amino acids. The record is from RefSeq and is a predicted model, not a curated record. Lineage: Eukaryota; Metazoa; Arthropoda; Insecta; Lepidoptera; Cosmopterigidae. The transcript has 2 exons.